Messenger RNA from Meloidogyne enterolobii, 276 nucleotides. The record is from the annotation of a GenBank genome assembly. Lineage: Eukaryota; Metazoa; Nematoda; Chromadorea; Rhabditida; Meloidogynidae.
AUGAAAAAUGCUAGCGAGAAAGUUGAGAAAAUCCUCGGCCGUUAUUUGUUAAGUGUUGAAACAUGUGAAGGAGUUGAUGUAAGAGAGGUAGAAAAGAAUGAUGAACUUCCGGAAUAUCUCCCAUCAGAACUAUUUACAAAGCAAACAGUACAAUACUCAGAAAAUGCAAGUUUAAUCAGCUUGGUUAGGAUUGAAAAAGUCAAGAAACUUGUGAAGGAGAAUAAAAAAGAUGAAAGCAUGGGGGUAUGGUUAAACCCAAUAAGUGGAGGAUUUUAA